GCCCAAAAUCCAGCCCAACGAACUCAUGCCUGCCGCUAUUAAACACCAGCUAUAUGAAUUAGGGUUUUGUUCGUUCGAUCUUCUUCGUUCACCUCUCGUUUGCUUACAAGAGAAAAAAAAAAAAAAUUAACGGAGCCGCAGUCUCUCUUCUCAAAACGAGAUGGCAAAGUCGAAGAAUCAUACAGCUCACAAUCAGUCAUACAAGGCACACAAGAACGGAAUCAAGAAACCCAGAAAGCACCGCCACACAUCCACCAAAGGGAUGGACCCAAAGUUUUUAAGGAACCAGAGGUAUGCAAGGAAGCACAACAAGAAGGGAGCUGAAUCAGGUGCUGACGAGGAGUAGAUUCUUUUCUUUGAAAAGAUGAGAGCUUUGUUUUGUUAUGGAUUUUACUUUACUAUUUAGCUUUGAAGACCUUGUUAUUAUUCUUAGCACUGUAAUGACUUGAUGAUGAUGCCCUUAAGUGGGUUUGAUUGUUGAGAUGGUUUUUUAUGGAUUCUUACUGAUGUUCUACUAGAAAUUCAUUUUUUAAACCUCUUCA
This is a messenger RNA of Mangifera indica (mango), 542 nucleotides long. Its product is annotated as 60S ribosomal protein L29-1-like. Bases 161 to 346 code for a protein of 61 amino acids. Gene Ontology annotation, biological process: cytoplasmic translation. Gene Ontology annotation, cellular component: cytosolic large ribosomal subunit; ribosome. Gene Ontology annotation, molecular function: structural constituent of ribosome. Lineage: Eukaryota; Viridiplantae; Streptophyta; Magnoliopsida; Sapindales; Anacardiaceae. The transcript is spliced from 3 exons. The record is from RefSeq and is a predicted model, not a curated record.